CAUGAUGGCCACGAAGUAAAGUAACGAGAACAGAUUUCUGUACAAUUUCCUGAAUAUCAGCGGAGUUACAGCUUGAAUACACAAUUACUUUGGUGCAAUAAGUGUACGAAUAAACAAUGGGAGUAUUCGUAGUAGGAUUUUGGGUCUUAAGUGUGAUAUGCGUGAUUUUGUACUUGAUAACUAGAUCGACCGUGCAAUCUUCGAGUGAUGCAAAAUUCAAAAGUUUUCAGUCCACAUAUAUUGUGGUGUAUUUGCUUGCUAUGGCGGCUGACUGGAUGCAGGGGCCCUAUGUAUAUGCCCUUUACGCUGCAUAUGGAAUGUCGACACAUCAAAUAGAGGUCCUGUUUGUUGCAGGAUUCGGCUCUAGUAUGAUAUUUGGAACUAUCAUAGGCUCAUUUGCUGACAAAUAUGGCCGAAGGAACAAUGCAAUUCUGUACGGUGUACUAUAUGGGUUGGCUUGUGUUACGAAGCAUUUUAACAACUUCCACAUUCUGAUGGUGGGGCGUGUAUUAGGUGGGAUAGCGACAUCUAUACUGUAUAGUACCUUUGAAUCAUGGCUUGUCUACGAACACAAUAAGCGAGGAUUUGAAGGGGACCUUCUUGGAAGUAUUUUCUCUCAUGCCAUAUUUGGUAAUUCUGUAGUAGCGAUAUUGUCUGGACUAGUAGCACAAACGUUUGCUGAUUAUUUUGGCUAUGUGGCACCAUUUGAUGUUUCUAUGACGAUUCUAGCUGUUAUGUGUGUUGUCAUCAUGUUUACAUGGGUUGAAAACUAUGGAGACCAGAACAGUAACAUAUCAGAGAGUUUCAGCAGUGCCUUCAGAUCCAUCAAAACAGAUUACAAGAUCCUAUGCCUAGGUCUAAUUCAGUCUCUGUUUGAGGGCUCUAUGUAUACAUUUGUGUUGGAGUGGACGCCUGCACUCACUCCCCCUGCCCCAGCAGAACAGGCAGCUAGUAGGUCACUUCUGGUAGAUGAUGCUAAAGAUAGUGAUAACCAUAAUGGGACCAUUCCUCAUGGAUACAUAUUCGCAGGUUUCAUGGUUGCUUGUAUGAUAGGAUCUUCUCUUUUUAAAAUCCUGCUCAAGUUUUCAACUCCUGAGUCUUUCAUGAGGCCAGUGCUAUUCAUAUCAGCCAUAUCUCUCAUUACACCUGUACUGUUCCCAGGAAAUCAACUCAUUAUCUUUAUUGGGUUCCUUGUAUUUGAAGUGUGUGUUGGGAUAUUCUGGCCAUCACUCAGUACCAUGCGUAGCAAAUAUGUACCAGAAUCAACUCGUGCAACAAUCAUGAAUUGUUUUAGAAUCCCAUUGAAUCUCAUAGUCGUUCUCAUUCUAACACAGAAUCUCCGAAUUGAUCUUAUAUUCAAAUGCUGCACAACAUUCCUUUUGAUAGCAACAGUUUGUCAACAAUGGCUUCACAGUCUGUCCUUAAAACAGAAAAGUUCUCCUAAUGAGUCUGUCAGCUCAGGGAAUGGUAGCGACAAGGAAGCUCUGAUGAACGAAGAAUCAGCCGCAUAAUCACCACUAGGAAUAUACAGAACUUUAUUUCAUACUAUGGGGACAUAUUAUAUGGAGGAAUUUUAGCAAGGGGCCAGGUCAUUAUUUUGAUGUUACCAGAAAGGGUGAUUACCUAGAAUUCUUGUCUCUAGAGAGUCAUCUUUACAUAAUAAAGAUAGAUUUGUUUUUGAAUUCUGGGUUAUUGCCCCUCUUGAAAUAGUCCAAAAACAUAACUACAGUAAUUAGUAAUUACAUUCCAUAUUGACUUGAUAGACCCAUCCCCGAAAAGGAAAUUGAACAUAAAUUGACUUUUUGAUUCAUUAAAGCUGAAUGUUGGCCUCAUAAAAAGAAUGGACUUUCUACUCCCCCCCCCCCAGUUGUGAUUUAUUACAUUUUUGGGUGAAUACCAAUAUACUGACCUUGCCCCUCAAUAGGAAUUUUUUAUAGACAACUAGGUGAACGAAGUCCAAUCAAAUAUUGUUGAUAGAUGGUUGGGUUUGUAAUAUUGUUUAUAUAGAUUAUACACUUUUAGAGAGGUAAACUUGGAAUGUUUAUCCAUA
Molecule: messenger RNA, 2050 nt
Organism: Owenia fusiformis
Lineage: Eukaryota; Metazoa; Annelida; Polychaeta; Sabellida; Oweniidae
Source: the annotation of a GenBank genome assembly